UUCUUCGUCAGCAGGGACCAANUUGCAUCAAACACUCCACAACACUCAUUCUCGGACAUGGAGCACAUGAAGCAAAUACAUGAAUCAGAAGAUGAACUCUUUCAACAGGAAAAGGACAUCUCUCCUGUGAAGAAGAGCUCCAGCUGGGACCGGAACAAGCUGAUGCGAACUCCUGAAGCCGAGCCUCGAGAGUUUGUGUACGUCUACAACUACAGAGAAAACAGAACACGACGGAUGAAGAAGCAAGAGCUUCUGGAGAAGCNNUUGCAUAUGCCUCAUUUAUAUGAUUGA
Aureobasidium uvarum is the source of this 291-nucleotide messenger RNA. NCBI's taxonomy places the organism in Eukaryota, Fungi, Ascomycota, Dothideomycetes, Dothideales, Saccotheciaceae. The record is from the annotation of a GenBank genome assembly.